AAAAUAAAUAAGUAAACAUUAAAAAACAAUUAAAAAAAAGAUUAAGAAAGCAAAUUAAACCUUAUGUAAAGAAGGUAGGAGAGAAUUUUCAGCAUUGAAACAGCUUUCCAUUAUAUGUCAAGGGGUAUGCUUCAUUGUCCCUGAAAUUAAUCAGCUUGAACUAUCUACUCUUCAAAUUAAGGUGGUAGUGGUUUUGUUUUGUAACCAGCCAGACAGUAGGUUCCUAAUUUUGUCAAUGUGGCAAUCUGAGAUAGGAAGUGUGGCUUCGUUUCAGAAACUGAGAUGUCCUGGAAAAUGAGAAGCCCAGCGGUGGGAGGUUUGGUGCCUAGGGGAGUCUUUAGAGACCCCUGUUUUCUUUUGCUCUUAGCAUUCUCUGACCGGUUAGGUAAGCAUUCAGCAGCUGGCCCCCUGUUUAGCUUCAGAGCAGCUCCCAAGUGUCCGUUCAUGUUCAGCUUUAGGGAGGGUGAGAGGACCUUAGGGGGAAGCGCCUAAUGGGCUGGAAGUUGUGGACAAAGCAGGCCCAGAAGUGCAGGUAAUGAGGCAAAUCACGGGGGAUUGAGAAGAGCAUCGCGCUGAGCUGGAGAAAGUGAAGACUCAGGAGAAUUUUACUACUGAAACCCGAGGCAGCUGCUUCCGGGCAGACCUGUUAGGGGAUCAGAGAUCGGGGAUUCACAUCAGCUAAGUCUGCAGGGUGGUGUUUUUGCCUGGCUUUGUGCUCCCUAUUUGUACAGAGAUGAAAAUCAUUUGUGUUGCUCAUUACCUACCUGGGAGGAGCCCCUGCUCAGGCCCAGGCAUUUUCCCUGUGCACACGGGUAAAGGACUAAAGGCCAAGUCCCCUGACCCCUCCUCUCGGCAUCUACUCCUCCCUGACCACUUGGGCCACUCUUUGAUUUCUGGGUACUUCUUGCCAAACACCGUAAGGAAACGCUCUUCCUUUUGUGGUCUUCCUCUACCCAGGCCCUUCUGCCCACUUCUCCCCUGAGAUCUGUUGAAAAUGACUUUCCCGUGCAAGUAGCCCAGUUUAACUGAAUUGUUUCUUAGCCUCAUAGGGUCACCUUGUCUCAGAACAGACACACAGCAGCGACCUGCAGGGCACCUUCUGGAAAGCAGUGCUGGGAAGUGGAGAGGGGAGGCAGUUCUUUCCCUUUCCCAGCCCUGGGCAGGGCCUCCCCUCACAAGAGCCUGUAGAGCCCAAGUCCUACAUGACCUCAGUUUGGGUCCUGGCCCAGGAGAGUGGCUGGCAGCAGUGGAGGCCCAUCUCCUGCCGCUCCUCUGUGGCAGGAUGGGCCGGGUGGCCAGGGUGCGGGCGCAGCCAGGCCCCAUGAGCAAGCUGCUCAGGAAGCUCCAGCUCUGUUGGGUCUGUUCUAGGAGCCAGCCCAGCUCUGCACUGGAGACUCUCCAGACACAAGGCGUGUCUCCACAGCUGGAUCAACCUUGGGUUACCCGACAUGGUUAUGUCAAGGGAGGUGCCAUGGUUCUUAUCUUCCUAAUCCUUGCCACUUUGCCCUCUCUUCCCACUUUAGCAUGGGCGUCUUACAUGACCAACUCCCCAACGCUCAUUGUUAUGAUUGGCCUGCCAGCCCGGGGCAAAACCUACGUGUCCAAGAAACUCACACGCUACCUCAACUGGAUUGGAGUGCCCACCAAAGUGUUUAAUCUUGGGGUAUAUCGGCGUGAAGCAGUCAAGUCCUAUAAGUCAUAUGACUUCUUCCGGCAUGACAACGAGGAGGCCAUGAAGAUCCGCAAACAGUGCGCUCUGGUGGCACUGCAAGAUGUGAAGGCAUAUCUUACGGAGGAGAGCGGGCAGAUCGCGGUGUUCGAUGCCACCAAUACCACUAGGGAGAGGCGGGACAUGAUUCUGAACUUUGCCAAGGAGAAUUCCUUCAAGGUAUUCUUUGUGGAAUCUGUCUGUGAUGAUCCUGAUGUCAUUGCUGCCAACAUCCUGGAGGUAAAGGUGUCGAGCCCUGACUACCCUGAAAGGAACAGGGAGAAUGUGAUGGAGGACUUCCUAAAGAGGAUCGAGUGCUACAAAGUCACCUAUCGGCCCCUUGACCCAGACAGCUAUGACAAGGAUCUUUCUUUCAUCAAGGUGAUAAAUGUGGGCCAGCGAUUUUUAGUGAACAGAGUCCAGGACUACAUCCAGAGCAAAAUAGUCUACUACCUCAUGAACAUCCACGUGCAGCCUCGCACCAUUUACCUUUGCCGGCACGGAGAGAGUGAAUUCAACCUCUUGGGGAAGAUCGGGGGCGACUCUGGCCUCUCGGCACGGGGAAAGCAGUUUGCCCAGGCUCUAAGGAAGUUUCUGGGGGAACAGGAGAUAGCAGACCUCAAAGUGUGGACAAGCCAGCUGAAGAGGACUAUCCAGACUGCUGAGUCCCUGGGUGUAACAUAUGAGCAGUGGAAGAUUCUGAAUGAGAUCGAUGCUGGUGUGUGCGAGGAGAUGACCUACGCAGAGAUUGAGAAGCAGUACCCAGAGGAGUUUGCGCUUCGGGACCAAGAGAAAUACCUGUAUCGAUACCCUGGCGGGGAGUCGUACCAGGACCUGGUGCAGCGGCUGGAGCCUGUCAUCAUGGAGCUGGAGCGUCAGGGCAACGUCCUCGUCAUCUCCCACCAGGCUGUCAUGCGCUGCCUCCUGGCCUACUUCUUGGAUAAGGGUGCAGAUGAGCUACCGUACCUGAGGUGUCCUCUCCAUACCAUAUUCAAGCUUACUCCUGUGGCCUACGGAUGCAAAGUGGAAACAAUUAAACUCAACGUGGAGGCUGUGAACACUCAUCGUGACAAGCCAACUAACAACUUCCCCAAGAACCAAACCCCUGUAAGGAUGAGAAGGAACAGCUUUACGCCUCUGUCCAGUUCGAAUACAAUAAGGCGUCCAAGAAAUUACAGUGUUGGGAGCCGGCCCCUCAAGCCCCUCAGCCCUCUCCGUGCCCUGGACACGCAAGAAGGGGCCGACCAGCCGAAGACCCAAGUCAGCAUUCCGGUGGUGUAACCCUAUAUCCCCCACCCCACCCCUGCCCCGGCUUGGCCUCCUGCCCUUGUCACUAAUCACCAAGGAGUCAUUUAACUUCUAGCCCCCACCCCCAACAACACACCGUGGAUCUCAACAGAGAACAUGAGCUCAUGUGUUUCCAGACCAAUCUUAGCUGUUCUCCAGUGUGAAACAUCUCCCUGCCCAGGGGCAAGUUGACCUGCGGCCGUUUCAGGACAUGUCCUCGGUUGGGGUGGUCUGGAGGAGGAGGAAAAGGGGUACACUCCCCUGGGUGCUUAGCAUAGCUGGCUCUGAGGUUAAGUAUGCCCCAUAGACUUGGUUUUUGUCCUCGGUGUCUAAACUCACUAAUGUCCUUGUGUUGCUAAAGUGGGGGGCAGGGCAGAGGGGGGACACAGAAGCCCAUUUUGCCUUCACUUUUGUCUCUUCAAGGUGUGCUCUACUCACAGUCCUUACUUGCCUGCUUUGUUCCCCUCCCUCAUCUUCCCUUUGGAUUGUCCGGUGUGAUGCAUGGCAUUGUCAUCGUGUCUGUCGAGGUGGGAAGGGGUGGUGGACGAGAGAGAAGUCAAGGCUCUGUUGAUGCUCUCUCUACAGGGGGCUUCAAUGGAUCGGGACUGGGGAGUGUGGUUCCCCCCCCCCCCCUCCUUUCCUCUCAAGCCAGAUCGUGAAAGGGUCAGCCCAGGCCUCAGAACAUCCACAGAUGCUCUGGAGCCUACAGGUGGACACAGAGCGAGAGCUCGCACCUCGGUUCACGAGAACCAGUCUGAAGUGUGCGGUGUCCUGGGGGAGUUGGCUCUGAGCACGUGGGAAAUAGCUGGGUUGGUAGUUUUCACUUCGGGAGCCAGGCACAGGGCCCUUGGCAGUUGUGGAGUGAGAUUCAGAAGAGGACGGUCUCUAGCUCUUACUGGGCUCCUGUAGGGCGGUCGUGUCUUUUUUUCCCCAGUGGCUCCCCAUUUGCCAACCACAGCAGCUUUCCUGCCAAGGCCAGUGACCUCUGGGGCUGUUGAGAAGGACAGAGUUAAAGAGUCACCUCUGAUGGAAUUGCUCAAACAGCAGAGAAGAGUCCACUAGAGCUUUUUCUGAUUUUCCCGUAAUUUUCAACACACUCCCCUCUUUACGUUAAAAAAAAUUACGCAAGAGCAGUUGUUGUUUUCUUUGUUCUAAAUAUGGAGAAGCCUGGUCGUGAAUUUAAUCUCCCUCACUGGCAUAUUCUUUUGUCUCAUCUUGCCAUCCAGAAGUCUUCGGGACCCUGAGGGGUCUAGCCUUUCAUUGUCCGGAAUUGCCUGUUCUCUUGUGUCACCUUAUUUUCUCAGUAGGGCUAAACAGGAAAUGUUUAGAGCAAGGAGUUCUUCUUAGCUUCUUGGUGACCCGUGGCGGCAUACUCCUCCCCCCCUCCGAUUCUGUAUCUAAAACAGGAACGUAUGUGCAGUUUUCUGAGAGGGAAGUCCAGAUCUCUCAUGAGAUUUUGUUUUAAAAACGAUGGAAUGGGUCCACACCUUGAAGUUACCGAUUUGCCUUUUAGAGGUAACCGGCAAGAGCCAGUUACCUGUUUGCCAAGGGUGUUUUCGUUGGGUGAUAGAUGACCUUUUGUCAUGGUUCUCACCUAGGAGCAGUCAUUAGAAUCCUCUUUAGAACUUUUGAAACCUAGACGUGCCUGGGUCCACUUCAGGCUUAAUACUAACUCAGAGUCUUUGGGAUUGGGGUCUGGACAUGCACGUGUUGAAACGACUUCCCGAAUUCUGAUUCCUACUCCACAUUAGAACUCCUUUUUAUGAAGCUGUGGGGGAGAAAUACUGGAAUAGUUCCUUGGACAGCACGUCAACCUAAGAAUUCGGAAUUCCUCUCAGCUCGGAAGGGGUGAUUCUUUGGAGUUAGAUGUGUGAGCAGAUCACAAUAUUAAAUGAAGUGACGCCUGUGAAGGCAGUCUGCUGUGUUCUAGAGGGUCACCCUAGGUUCUAGUCCCAUCUUUAACCCUUUGUGUUGAACAGAUCCCUGUGUGAAUAAAUGCACUUGGGUAAUAGCUGGGAAUUUUAAGCACUCUGGGUAAAGGCACAGAGAUAAAACUUGUCGAAUGAUAAGGGUUAUCAUCAUAGGCAGCCCACUUGUGACCAUGAGUCCUUUAUUGUUACACCCAUCACUGCCUUUCCAAAGGCUGCUUGCCUAGAUUCUGCUCCUAAUUGCAUCUAACCUGCUAUUCCUGUUUCGCUGUUACAUUCUAUGUACACAGUGUCUUUGUGGGGGUUGGUGGUGAGGGUGGUGGAGGGGUGGGGUACAUAGAAGUAGAAGAAAAGGUCCUUGCCCUGAAGAAGGUUAUAUUAGAGACAGGGUGUACAAUUUAUGCUAAAUGAACAUUUGCGAAAGAGCGACACAUCGAGUCUGUAAAUGUAGACAUUGCAGUGGAGUUCGGAUUACUUCUCCUGACAUUCCUCUUGUCCUCUGGCUAGGAGACUAAAGGGGCUGGGAGGAGAGAACCCCCACCCCGCCAGGUGAGAAUGAGGCCUAGGUGGUAUGUGUGGCACUUUGAGAAGGUGGCCUCAUCUCACUUGGCUGGCAGCAUUUUAGCCUAAAUGAUUAUUAUUAUUUUUUUUCUUCUUUUUUUCCUGCUGUGCAGUGAGAGCAAUUCAGAGCUCAUGAAUGACGAGCAGGAGCAUCUUGAGCCAAAGACUUUGGAUUUGGGCUGUACAUACUUUUAGUGAGAGGAGAAUUCUCUAACGAGCUAGCAUUGCGUUACCCUGUUGUAAACCCCACCACGGGACACACAGGUCACUGGGGAGUUCGUUCUGGCCCUCAGCCCGCCCAUCGUUUCUCCACUCUCCCCCUGCCCUAGUGUGCUUCCCCCAGAAGAGGAGCCUGAGGUGGGCUUACUACGCUCAGGUGGGACCCAAGAAAUUAGGAUUUGACAGUAGCAUGGGUUUCAGAGUCCUUCAGUUUCCAGAGCAAGAUCCCUCCAGAGAAGUUAGAGCAGGAAGAAGCCAGGAGAAUACAGAAGGCGUAGAGCUCUUACUCCACAUUUCAGAGAAGUUCUACUUCCUUUCUUUUCUGUCUUCCUCUUCCUUUCUUACUAAAACAUGUAUUGGUAGUAUAUACACAUGACUGUAAUUGUGCCUAGAUCACAGAUUCUACAAAGAAAGGAUGGAUUCCGGAGUACCCUUUGCUGAGACUUUCCAUUUCGUUGUGGGAGAAAUAGGCGAAGGUUUUAGCAUUUAAUCUAUUAAGUUAUUUAGUCUAGUAAAUGAGGAAAGGAAAAUCGUUGUAUAUUUUAUUUUCUCACUUGGAAGCUGAACGAUGAAUUUUGUGACAGACUUGAACGAGGAAUGUAAAGCAGAUUUAGAGAACUAGCUUCUCUGGUCUCUUAAUCCUCAAAUUAGAAUUUAGCUCUUAUUAUCUGUAUUAUCUCUGGUUUUGUUUUGACAAGGGGAUUGUUUUACAUUCAGUUGCAAAGCGGAAUAAGAAAAUGUUUUAAAAACAUGCAUGGUGCUAGGGGUCCGCCCUCUCUUAUUGUCUCAGGUUUGUUUGCUGUCCUUCCGCCAAGUUAGAGUUAGGAAUACAAUUUACUCCUAUUCCUAGACUGAAUGAAUAGUGUUUCCUGGGAGGUUCUGGGUGUUCCUCUUUGCAACCCACAGUUGAUCUGCAGAGGCCCUGGCAUUUUGAAGAAACAUGACAUAACCUUGGAAAUAAAUCCGUCUUACAAUCUUUCUGUGAGUAGGAGAUCUAAGUUCUGGAGAAACUCAUUGGUGCUUGGAGUAGCCAAAGGAUGGGGAAGACUGUCCAAGAACUGAGAGAACUAUAUCCGGGUUACACAGUUGUACGCAUAUUCUUUGCUGAGUUCAGAAGCCACGUUGUGUUCGUUUGCAAGAAAUGUGAUAAAUUUACUCAGGUUUUCUAGUAUGCAUUUUCACUUGGUCACGUUUUAAAUAUUUUCAUUUUGAAAAAUAUCUAACGAUCGAGUCAGAUUGCAGCAUUGGCAACUGGAUCAGGGUUGAUCUCUGACUUCCCGCAGAGGUGACAUCAGCCAUCAGAAGUAUGUCCGGGAAUUUAAUUUAGAUGCAUAGUGUCCAGAAGACUGUAUCCAGUAGUAGUAUAAGUAUACUCACUGACUGGCAGACCCUGGUAAAGUCUGUAUGUUGACUGACUGACCGAGAGACUAUGUAUGGUAGGGUCCCGGUGCUGACUGACAGACUCUGGUAAGAUGCAUAUGCUGACCGACUGACAGACUCCAGUAGGAUCUGUAUGCUGAUGACUGACAGACUCUACUGGGGUCUGUAUGCUGACAGUCUGUUUUCUAAUUGUGGCAGUUAAUAGUAUAUGCAUAUUAUUGUCGUUCUGUGUCUGUUGCAUGAGCCCUACAAAGAAAGGAAGGAAGCACUCACUUUUUUUUUUUUUUUUAAGGGGGACAUUCUGUACGCUAUGAUUUUUAAUAGACCUUUCUUUUAGAGUAGCAGCCAAAUCCCCACCGUUUUGCAGCAAAUGAUGAAAACAUCACUUGUGUAUAGUAUUUUGUAAACUCAGCGAAGGAAAUGCCUACUCAAAGCCUGAAAUUGUUACCUCUGCCCGAAUUCAUUCCAUCCAUUCUCCCACUUCUAGGCAGGACUUCCCUUUCACUGCCUGUUUCUGAACCUUCUGUGUCCUCAGCUUCCCUGUUACGGGAUGUAGCAGUGGCUCAUGCCGCUGUGUGUGUAGUUGGCCAUGCAUUUGGCUCUCACUCAUAAUCUGGUACAUAAAAAUGCAAGGGAAAUUUUGCACUUAAAAAUUGAUUUUAAGAGUUGGCAGAAGUAUUCUUUCCAGCAAGCCUUUCACUGGGGAUCUAGGACCAUUAUUUACCAACUUGGUGUUUUUGUAUCUGAAUUGCUUGUGCACAUUUUUUAAAUCGUGUUGGAAUAACAAAAUCAACUCAUUCUGAUCUGGUGGCGGUUUUACUGUGGCAAAAGCAAAGGACUGAUCACCAGCUGUGCCCCUUGGAGGGGGUUGGAAAUGGGUGAAGGGAAUGGACUGACUUGGGAACUCACGUACUAGUUAUCCUGCGGAUUUCCUAGGCACAGCUCUGGUGAAAAAGGAAUGUGAGUCCUUACCAGCGUUCUGAUUUAAUCUGGUGACAUUGAUAUCAAAAUAUGCCACUCAGAUCCACAGAAGGUGUGUAUAACUAUAUUUGAAAUGUUUUUUGUGUGUGCGCGUGUGUGUAGAAUGGGUCAAUAAAAUUGGCGUGUAACUUGAACCUAUCAGAAGGCUUCUGGGUUUUUUGUUUUGUAUUUCGGAUUGUGUUCUCCACCCACUCCCCCCACCUCCAAAACGAUCUCAUGCUGCUCCGUGAUCGAGCCUCAGACAAGCCAAAGCCAGUUGGCAGUGUGACUGGAGUCCUUGAUGGAGUCAUGGCUCUCUUCCACCACCUUCUGGGAAACAUGGGUAGGACGUUAUGGAAGGCACGUGAACUUGAGUAGGAGUUGUGUGUACUUUUUGGCGCCUCUACAAGAAUUAAGAAAAAAUUGACCUCUGCCCACACCGUACUGUGACUCCCAUUAGCAAUGUGUACCUCUUCGUUGUAAAGAAACAAUGUGGAGAUCUCUUAGAAUUUAGUGGGCUGUUCCUUCUGGAAUAUGACCUGCCUGUUUCUAAAGCGCUUACAACUGAAGGGAUAAAAUGGCAUUUAUCUUCUGAGACAGGAAAGAUAGGUGGGAUUGUGUCACUGUCUCCUGCCUCAUUCCUUGGUACCCUCGCAAGGAGCAGGAGCUCGUUAGACAUGCAGACUCUCCGGCCCCGUCACAGGCCUCCUGAAUCAGAAGCUUCAUCCUCAUGGGAUUAGCAAGUGAUUCAGAUGCACAUUUAUCACUUGAGCAACACUGCUCUCGGGGCAAGAAUUUCUCCAGAAAAAAAAAAAAAAACAUUAAAUCCCAGUUUAUGGGAAGAAGUUGAUUUGUGCUACGACCGGUUGCGGGACGGACUGGGAUAACAACCGUAGAGACCCUCUUCACAAGCCAAGUUGCCCUGAAUGUGGUGCCAUUUUCUCGGCAUGGUCUUUUGGCUGGUAGGGGCCCACGUGCUCUCCUUUUACCACAGGGCUUAUGUGGCUCGUAUCUUGGGCAUAUAGCUUAUGGUCUAGGUCUGGAAGAACUGCCUGGUCCAGCAUGGGUACAAGGUUGGUUUCUCAUGACUGUACCGAUGGAGUUUGGCUGAAUCCCAAGGUUUACCCGGGUGUGUGUGAGCACACCAGAGUGUCCAUGCGUGUGUGCGGAUGUGGGGAUCUGGCCUGUGGGGGAGCAGUGGAAGCGGGGGGGGGGGGGCAGGGGUUCUGCGUUACUUUUACUGGUCCCUUUGUGGUGGUGUAACGGCUUUCUCUUUCUUCUCCGGCUCCUAGGCGGAGUCCAUGCUGGCUGUGCACAGGCACUUGUCUUCCACGAUGUCCCUCACGUCGCAUUCCUGAUGACGAGAAGGCUGAGAGGCCAGACUUCUCCAGGAUCAACUAUAAAGCUUGGGAUGUCAGCUCCACAGGGGCUUGAUCAGGAAGUUGAGCGGGGAUCGGACGUUGGGGUCCCCCAAAAUGAGGCCUGGAAAAACAUCACAUUUCUUCCCCUCAUGCCUAAUGGAAUUUCUGCUACACUGAAGAACUUCACUUCCCUGUGCCUCAAAACAUCUAACAGCCUGAGUCCAUUAGUUUUUAUUAUCUCUUUGCUGGGUGUGACCUCAGUUGGUCAAUCUUGUUCCGUUUGGGCAUUUAACUUCCUACCUGCAAUUGUAUCCCUGGCUGGCUGUUCUUUCCUGAAAUGCACACGUACCUCUUUGGAUUUAAUUGUUUCCAAGUGAGCGGGUUGUGCUGCGCAAGCCUUUUCUGUGCUCUAAGAGCUGGUCUCUCCAUCCGUUCCGGGCGAACGGGCUAGAGUACGACAUACCUAUGCGAGCAGUCCCUUUGUCACGUUGGAAACGAGACACAUUCACCGGGUGAAUAGAGAGGGUACCUGAGAAACUCAGUCCCUGAAACGUCUCUACUGUGGUGAUGGAGAAGCAGCGUCAGCUGCCUUUUCGUUUAGAGAAGGUUUUCUUGUUCCAGGCCCCGUAAGGGCAGGAUCUGACUGCAAGGCUCCCCAGAAUGCAUACCCAUCUUCUAACUUCCCUUUUCAUUUUCCACCUGUAUUUUCUAGCUGAUGCUGGGUCCUCUCAUAGCUGCAGAGGGAUAAUACCGUUCUCCAGUGGGUGGGAAUGAAGACGAGAAAGAAAAGUAGGGCACCAUUUACAUUACCUGAAGAAGUUAAGAAGGUUCCUUGGGAAUCAACUCUACCAGGGAGUUCUGGCUUCAAAACAAGUGUAGGGGGACGUGACUUUCUGUGGGGUCUGUCACCAUGAUGUGGUCUCUAAGCUGUCGCUGUGACUUCAAGAGCAGUCUUCUGAUGCCUGCCUCUUAGCUGAUUGUCACUAUCGGGGUCUACUGAUCUGGUCUCUUAGGUAAAAUGCGGCGGGGAGGGGGCGGGGAACAAGGGGGAACCGCGUCCUUGAUGUAUCCAUCAUUUGGUUUCCCUUAAAGAUAAGCCAGGUAAUCAUUCUCUAGAUCAGUGGUUGUCAAAUGUACAAAUAUCUUGUCAGUGUGAUUUUAAUCUGUCACCACUCCAAAGGAGGCUAUGGAAGCUCCAAGGGAUAAAUACCUUACAUGCAACCCCCCACCCUUUUUUUUUUUUUAAGAACAGUAAGUUUUUAGCUUUGUAAAUAAUUUUUCUCUUUCAUGCAAAUACCCACUUGCUGGACAGGAGGGUAAGUAGCAAGAGAAGUAAUGAAAUGCAACUGUUCCCAAAUGGUUCUUUUAUACUGUGGAUGAUACAGAGCUCUGUUACCUAAGAUGUGAUGAGCUGGGCUGCAGGCAGUUCAGCAUCCAGCAACUAGGAGCUGCUUUUAUACGCACAACACUGCCUUCAGAAAGGCUCCUGACUCUGCUCUGUGGCAGGUGAUUUUCAUCUAGCUGCUCGUAGCUUGCUGUACUGGAACGCUUCAGUUCCUGUGAUGCGGGUUUCUUACCGCAUCUAAACACAGUGUCUGUUGAUGAUCCGAUGAUGUUCUUAUUUAGUUAUUUAUUCAUCCAUGUAAGAUAUUUCGAAGUCCCCAUAUUAGUGUUUGCAUGUGUUUAAUCAGAAUGUAAGAUAAUUGCUGGUGUCACUUUUCUGGUAGAAAUUUAGGUAGUUUGAGAUUUUAAGUCUGACGUCCAUAGUAUUACCUUAAACUAAAUUUCCAGGGCAUAGGUAUCUGUCUUCUAUAAAAGGAUGAUAACUGUGCUAAGACACAGUGGAUUGCUUUUGAAUACUUUUUUUUCUCAUUGAUUUUUAUUGUAUCAACCAAGAGAUGCAUUUCUCUGGAGAAAAUAAAAUCAUGCUAAAAUAUGUGAGUAAUAUGCAUUGCUUUGUGAUAAGAAACAUAAUAAAAGUUUUUUUUAAUUUAAA
Molecule: messenger RNA, 11400 nt
Organism: Lynx canadensis (Canada lynx)
Lineage: Eukaryota; Metazoa; Chordata; Mammalia; Carnivora; Felidae
Gene: PFKFB2
Product: 6-phosphofructo-2-kinase/fructose-2,6-biphosphatase 2
Exons: 14
Coding region: 1283-2989 (568 amino acids)
Biological process (GO): fructose metabolic process; fructose 2,6-bisphosphate metabolic process
Cellular component (GO): cytosol
Molecular function (GO): ATP binding; 6-phosphofructo-2-kinase activity; fructose-2,6-bisphosphate 2-phosphatase activity
Source: RefSeq, a predicted model, not a curated record